UCGUAGCGUGCCUGUGCGAAUGCUCGCAGCUUCUAAGCGCUCGUUUUAACAACCUCCCACUGGGGGCGCUCGCGCGCCUCGUACCCCGCCAUCUCCUGCCUUACAAUGUCUAACCCGCUGGACUGGCCCUGUUCCCUGGAUAUGGCAAGUGUAUCGACUAAGGAUCCUCUUUCCCAAGAACGCUAACACAGGCGCUGUCCUCUGAGGCUCUGCAUGACUUUAUUCUUCAAAUGCCUUUUCCUUUCCAAUAGCUCCAGGGACCCUCCCUCCAUUCUGCAGAUCCAGGACAGUGUGAUGCUCUCCAGGUGAUCAGCUUCUGGAUCACCACUUCCUAGUCUGGAGAGGGGAGACCCAGGGGCAGCAGGGGUGACCAUCAGGAAGAUAUCUAAAGAAAUGAUACAGCAAAGAAGAGAAGCUGGGGGGAAACAGACUUGCAAAGACCAGAUCAAGAAAGGAUCAGAUAAAGAGGAGGGAUUCUGAAGUUGACUGCGUCACGCGGGUCACAGAAGGUCGAUCAUGCAGCAUAAAAACUGGAGACUGAAAGGCCCCACGCUUGACCAGCCCGCGGACAGGACAGCAAGCCAUCUGCGCAACACACAAGAUUCGGGUUCUGGCAGGGUGCAAGCUUCUCAGGGCGAACGAGUCCCUUCCCCUCCACUCCCCUUGGAUGCCUACAGGCUCAAGGAGCGAUGCUGAAUAAAAAUACCCAUUUCGCCACCUCCACCCCGCCCACACUGGAUCCCUUUCUGGGGUGAAAAGGAACCUCCAGCCACCCUAUCCCAUGGCCAAGGGUAUCGUCCCUGUGGAAGACCAGGCAGGAAUUCAAAGCCUGAAGCUGGGGCUAGAUCCUCUGCUGUCCCCAUCAUGGUCAAUGACCCACCAGUACCUGCCUUCCUGUGGGCCCAGGAAGUAGGCCACGUCUUGGCAGGCCGGGCCCGCAGGCUGUUGCUGCAGUUUGCUGUGCUCUUCUGCACCGUCCUCCUGUUGCUCUGGGUGUCUGUGUUCCUCUAUGGCUCUUUCUACUACUCCUACAUGCCAACCGUCAGCCACCUCAGCCCCGUGUAUUUCCACUACAGGACAGACUGUGAGUCCUCUGCCGCCUCACUCUGCUCCUUCCCUGUUGCCAAUGUCUCGCUGGCUAAGAGUGGACGUGAUCGGGUGCUGAUGUACGGACAACCAUAUCGAGUCACCCUAGAGCUUGAAAUGCCAGAAUCCCCUGUGAAUCAAGAUUUGGGCAUGUUCUUAGUCACUGUUUCAUGCUAUACCCGAGGUGGCCGAGUCAUCUCUACAUCUUCCCGCUCGGUGAUGCUGCAUUACCGAUCCCAGCUGCUCCAGAUACUUGACACACUGGUGUUCUCCAGCCUCCUGCUCUUUGGCUUUGCUGAGCAGAAGCAGCUCCUGGAGGUAGAACUCUACUCCGACUAUAGGGAGAAUUCGUAUGUGCCAACAACUGGAGCGGUUAUCGAGAUCCACAGCAAGCGCGUCCAGCUGUACGGAGCUUCCCUCCGCAUUCAUGCCCACUUCACUGGGCUCAGGUACCUGCUGUACAACUUCCCUAUGACCUGCGCCUUUGUGGGUGUCGCCAGCAACUUCACAUUCCUCAGCGUCAUCGUGCUCUUCAGCUAUAUGCAGUGGGUGUGGGGGGGCAUCUGGCCCCAACACCGCUUCUCUUUGCAGGUUAAUAUCCGACAAAGGGAUAGCUCGAGACACGGUGCCCAGCAUCGGAUCUCUCGCCAUCAGCCAGGCCAGGAGUCUACGAAGCAGUCAGACAUGACAGAGGAUGCUGAGAGCCCGGAAGAUCCUUCAGGAACAGAGGGCCAGCUGUCUGAGGAAGAGAAACCACCAGGGAAGCCCCUGAUUGGAGAGGCGGAGCAAGAGCGGGAGGCUAGUGAUGGUUCAGGCUCCUGGGAAGAUGCAGCUUUGCUAACAGAGGCCAACCUGCCUACUUCUGCCUCUAUCUCUGCCCUUGCCCCGGAGACGCUGGGUAGCCGUGAGCCUUCUCUGGGCACCAUCAGGCAGCGUCCAACAUGCUCCAGUUCCUGAACAGAAGAUUCCUUACAUUCCAGCACUUUCCCAUCUGACCCUUCUCCCUUUGUUGUUCCCUUUAAUAAACUAUUUUGUGCCAGG
This is a messenger RNA of Mesocricetus auratus (golden hamster), 2127 nucleotides long. RefSeq names its product BSCL2 lipid droplet biogenesis associated, seipin (gene Bscl2). Bases 865 to 2043 code for a protein of 392 amino acids. Lineage: Eukaryota; Metazoa; Chordata; Mammalia; Rodentia; Cricetidae. Gene Ontology annotation, cellular component: endoplasmic reticulum membrane. Gene Ontology annotation, biological process: lipid storage; lipid droplet organization. The record is from RefSeq and is a predicted model, not a curated record. The transcript has 13 exons.